AUGAAAACACUUAGUUGGAACUGUCAAGGGCUUGGGAACCCUUGGACAGUUCAAGACCUUUACCAAUUGGAGAAGGAGAAGAAACCCAAUUUAGUUUUCUUAAUGGAAACUAAGAUGAAUUCUAAAAAAGCAGAAAAAGUAAAAAGAAGUUUGAAAGGGGACGGUUUCUUUGUAGCGGAACCAGUGGGUAAAAAGGGAGGCCUAAUAAUGUGGUGGGAUCAAAAUGUCACAGCUGAAGUGGCAAACUAUUCACAUCGACAUAUUAGCCUGUGGAUUUAUGAUGAGAAAGGGCAGGACAAAUGGUUAUUGACUGGUUAUUAUGGAGAACCAGAUGGUAGAAAGAGAAGUGAUUCCUGGAAAUUUUUUACUUUGCUUAAACCUGAGAGAAACAUAGGCUGGGGAGUAAUUGGUGACUUUAAUGAGCUGGUAUCUCAAGAUGAGAAAGUGGGAGGAAGGCAAAGAUUGGAAAACCAGAUGAAAGAUUUUAGAGAGGCCUUGGAAGAUGGUGGUUUGUAUGACAUGGGGUGGAGGGGUGAUAAGUUUACGUGGAGCAACAAGCAUGCAGAUGAAACCUUCACUAAAGAGAGACUAGAUAGAGUUGUAGUCAAUGCAAAAUGGAAGUCUUCCUUUCGGGAAAGCUGGGUGGAGGUUUUGGCAGCAAGGUGCUCAGAUCAUAGACCUUUAUUAUGGUGUAUGUAUCAGACCAGAAACAAUGGUAUAAGGAGGAGAAAAGUAUUUAGAUACGAAGCCAGUUGGGCCUUGGAAGAGGAAUGUAAUGAAGUUCUAAAAAGAGUAUGGGAUCAGGUGGGGGAAACCAAUCUUCUAUCAAAACUUGAGAGCAGUGAGGUAACCUUGCUGAAGUGGAACAGAAUUAAGAUUUUAGACUCAAAGAAAGAAAUUCAGGACAGAACAGAUGAGCUGAGGUUACUACAAAUGAAUGAAAGUAGAGGCAAUAUUUCAGAAAUAAAGAGUCUGCAGAAAGAGUUGGAAAAGCUAUUAGAACAAAAAGACAUGAAGUGGAGGCAACGAGCAAAGCAAAAUUGGUUUCAGCUUGGGGAUAGAAACACAAGAUUUUUUCACAGCUGUGCCACCCAAAGACAAAAAUAA
Messenger RNA from Carya illinoinensis, 1107 nucleotides. RefSeq lists its product as uncharacterized. The transcript has a single exon. The record is from RefSeq and is a predicted model, not a curated record. The coding region runs from base 1 to 1107 and encodes 368 amino acids. Gene Ontology annotation, molecular function: catalytic activity. NCBI's taxonomy places the organism in Eukaryota, Viridiplantae, Streptophyta, Magnoliopsida, Fagales, Juglandaceae.